Messenger RNA from Tetrahymena thermophila SB210, 2013 nucleotides. Its product is annotated as AMP-binding enzyme family protein. The transcript has 3 exons. Lineage: Eukaryota; Ciliophora; Oligohymenophorea; Hymenostomatida; Tetrahymenidae. The record is from RefSeq and is a predicted model, not a curated record.
AUGAUUUUUUCUAAACUAGAUUUGUUUUCGACUCCAUUUUCUUUCAAUACUGGAAAUUAUUAGAAUAAAAGAGGAACGUUAUUAGGAACUAUCCUUUCAUUUGCUGUCUUAGUUACUACGCUUUCAUAUUUUAUUUACAUUAUCUAAUAAUAUGCUACGAAUUAAAUAGACCCAAUCUUUAGGACAUAAAGCCUGAUAAGUCAAGAUUAUAUUGAGACCUAGCUUAACAGUGAGUUUGUUGGAUUUAGAUUUGAGGUAGAUAGCACAAUUUAGCUUUCCCCAAAUAAAACAUACUUAGUAUAUUUAGCUUUCUUCUAACUAAAUACUGAUACUCAGAAUUAUUUCCUACCUCUUAAUGUAGUAGAAUGUACUGAUCCUAAUCUUUUAGGAUUUAAAUGUCUUGACUUUACGAGUUUGUAUAACUAAACACUAUUUCUGAAUUCUCGUUAGAAUGCUAAAUCAACAAUUUAGAUUAUGACAUAUGGAUGUCUUGAUAUUGAUUAACUAAAAACUUCAAUACCAUCAAAUUGUGCAAGCUAAACAGAAAUUGACUAAAUGAUUAAUGGAAUUAACUCUAUUUUAAGAUUCAAACUCUUCACUUCUCAAUACAAUACAGCUACUUAACAAGUAGAAGUUAACUAUAGAAAUGCUUAUGUCUAUACUAUAGCCAAUUAAUAAAUAUUAACAUAGCUGAAAAUCUAAAAUUAAAAUACAUCAGUAAAGUAAGGGUUAAUAAUCUAAACAGGAUAGCACUUUUCUUCACCAAUUUAAUACACUCAACAAGAUUAAAGCUACAAUAAAAAUUAUGCUCUCGAAGAAACUGGCGCAGGUUCAUACAGUUAAGCAAUAAUAAUGAUUGAUGAGAUAGUUUAGCAUAUUUAAAUUUAAUAUCCUACUUUACCAUAAGUUUUUGCACUAGUUAGCAGCAUUUUUACUUUGUUGAUGUUUGUUGGUAUUUUUGGAAGACUUUUUUCAAAAAAUUCUAUCAAUAAUGACUUUUUAAUCCUUUUCUUAAAAAGCAUCUACCAGCAAAAUUAUUUAAAACUUUUAAAGGACUAAAAUUAUUUUAUCAAAUAAUAAUAAUAAUAAUAAUAAAUUCAAUCAAAAAGAGAAGAUUAACAAAGUUAAGAAGGAUAAAGCUAAGGUGACGAGUAUGAUACAAAAGCAAAUUUACAAAAAUUAAAUAGUCAUUAAGUUCAUAUUAUGAAUUUGAAUAAAUAUAAAUCAUAUAAAGAAAAGUAUUAAUAAAAAAAUAAUAUUUGUUAAAAUAUAGAAAAUUUAUUAGCUACUUCAAAUAGCUUGAAGAAAAUUACUAAUUUAUAGACUCCAAAGAAUAUCUGUGAACAAGAAACUAAUUUUGAUAAUUUAGAUAUUGUAGAAUCUGUUAAUUAUAGACAAGGGAAUUUGUAAAAAGAAAUUUAAUCAAAUUGUGCCUCUUAAAUUAAUUCCCUAAAAAAUUAUCCAUCUCCAUAACAAAAUAAUUAGUCUGUAUUUCAAUUUAAAAAUAAUGAUAUCAAAUAGAACGAUUGUGAGUAAUUAAAUUUAGUUUAGAAUUUGUAAUACAUAUAAGACGCGAAUACCUCCAAAUUAAUAAAAAAGGAUAUUUAAAAGUUAAAAAAAUAAAUGUUAGAUUUGAAAGGAUUUUAAUUGCAAAAAAUAGAAUAUUAAAUUAGAAAAGACACAAACAUUUUUAAUUUUGUGAAGGAUAUAAUAUUUCUUAAAAAAGCUAUAACGAUGCUAUUAUCAAAAGACCAACUAGCAGCUCUUUAACUUUUAGGUUGCUCUUCUAAUUUCUUAGAACUAAAUUUAAGCAGUAUUAACUCAAACUUUGAUCAAUUUUAAUAUAGCUAAAAUAUAAGCCAUUAUGAAAUGUAACUAGCCAUUUUACAAUAAGAAAAAUUUUUAAAUUACUAUGUGCAAAGUUUUUUAAAAAGAUGUUCUUAAGGUGACAUUAAAAAUGAGACAGACAUGAGAAUUUUUUAGUCUAUAUAAAAGUGUCAUUUGUAACAAUGA